Molecule: messenger RNA, 3425 nt
Organism: Pogona vitticeps (central bearded dragon)
Lineage: Eukaryota; Metazoa; Chordata; Lepidosauria; Squamata; Agamidae
Source: RefSeq, a predicted model, not a curated record
CGACGGCGCUAGGGCCUGGGGGCGACCCGGCACGGUCUGGGGCGGCUCGGGUUGCGCUGCGAAGCCUGGAUCGGGACGCGCUGCGCUGACGCCGAGGCUGCAAGGGACCCCCGACAGUGUUUAUGCAGUUCCUCAGCCAGGAGGAGGAUGGCACUCCAGAGCUACUGCGAGGGGAAUGAGUCUCUGGCCCAAGCAUGGGCUCAGCAGGGCCUGUACCCCUGUUUCUACUUCACACUGGUGCCUGCAGUGCUGUUCAGUGUGUGCCUCCUCUUGGGGGCCCUGCAGUACGCCUGUUACGCUCGUUUCAGCCGCACCAUGGAGCCCAAGUAUAUCCCACGCUCCCCUCUGUACGCCAUCCAAGUCCUUCUCUCCCUGCUCCUUGCCCUCCUGCCCUUUGUCUCCCUUCUGUGGCAGGCGCUGGGCACACGGCAGCUCUAUGGGUAUAUGGUGCUGUACGCGUGCCUCUCUGCUGUGAGCUGGACCGGCUCAAUUGGGCUACUGCAGUUGGAACGCACUCGAGUGAUGACGCAGGAUCGGAUCAGAGGCCAUGGUGCAAUCCUGCUUCUCUAUUGGGCCCUGGCUUUUGCUGCUGAGAACCUGGCCUUCAUCUCUUGGAACAGCCCCCUCUGGUGGUGGGGCUUAGAAGACACCAGUCAAAAGGUACAAUUCAGCCUGUGGUUACUACGCUACAUUGGCUCCUUCACCCUUUUCACUUUGGGCAUAAAGGCUCCAGGGUUGCCCCGAAAACCCUACAUGCUGCUGAUUAAUGAAGAUGAACGUGACAUCGAGAACACUCAGCCCCUGCUGCCAGAGGCCAGACGUCAUUCCACCUGGAGGGAUCUCGGCCGGAAGGUGCGCCUCCUUGCACGGUACAUGUGGCCCAAGGGGAGCUGCCCGCUACAGGGGAUGGUGAUAUUCUGCCUGAUGCUGAUGGGGCUGGAGCGUGCUGUCAAUGUCUUUGUGCCCAUCUUCUACAAACACAUUGUGAAUGACCUGACGCAAGGCGUGGCUUGGCACAUCCUGGUUCAGACUGUCUGCAUCUAUGCAGCCCUCAAGUUUCUCCAGGGAGGAGGUGCUGGCUCUACCGGCUUCAUCAGCAACAUGCGCACUUUCCUCUGGAUCCGGGUGCAACAGUUCACUAGCCGUGAAAUUCAGGUGCAGCUUCUCAGGCACCUCCACGGCCUGUCUCUGCGCUGGCACCUCGAGCGCAAGACAGGGGAGGUGCUGCGCAGCGUGGACCGAGGCACUAGUAGCAUCAACAAUCUGCUAAGCUACAUUGUGUUCAGCAUCUUCCCCACUGUGGCCGAUAUCAUCAUUGCUAUUGCGUAUUUCACCACAACCUUCAGCGCCUGGUUUGGUCUCAUCAUCUUCCUCUGCAUGAGCCUUUACCUUGCAUUGACCAUUAUAUUGACUGAGUGGCGAACAAAGUACCGCCGGGACAUGAAUACUCGUGACAAUGAGGCCAGAUCUCGUGCAGUUGACUCGCUUCUCAACUUUGAGACGGUGAAAUACUACAAUGCUGAAAACUAUGAGGCUGGUCGCUUCAAUGAUGCCAUUGUUAAAUAUCAGGUCUCAGAAUGGAAAGUCAAUGCAUCGCUGGCAUUCUUGAACCAGACGCAGAACCUAAUAAUUGGAUUGGGACUGCUCUCCGGAUCGCUACUCUGUGCUUACUACGUAACAAAGAGGAAGCUCCACGUGGGUGACUAUGUUCUCUUUGGCACAUACAUCAUCCAGUUGUAUACUCCACUGAAUUGGUUUGGCACUUAUUACAGAAUGAUCCAGUCUUCCUUUGUUGACAUGGAGAACAUGUUUGAUCUCUUCAGUGAGGAACAGGAGGUGAAGGAUGAACCAGGUGCUGGGGAUCUCCGUUUUUUGGCAGGACGUCUGGAGUUUGAAAACGUCUAUUUUGGCUACGUGGAAGGGAGGGAAAUCCUACAUGAUGUUUCCUUCAGUGUGAUGCCUGGGCAUACCCUAGCACUGGUGGGGCCCUCCGGCUCUGGGAAAAGUACCAUUCUUCGCCUGCUGUUCCGCUUCUAUGAUGUGUGGGGAGGCUGCAUCCGAAUUGAUGGACAAGAUAUCUCGAAGGCAAAGCAGGCUUCCGUACGUUCACACAUUGGGGUGGUGCCACAGGAUACCGUGCUCUUCAAUGACACCAUUCGCAACAACAUUCGAUAUGGUCGCAUUGAUGCUACCGAUGAAGAGGUGGUGGAGGCAGCGAUCACUGCUAAUAUCCAUGAGCGUAUCCUCACCUUCCCCGAUGGUUAUGAUACACAGGUUGGUGAGCGAGGCCUGAAGCUGAGCGGUGGGGAGAAACAGCGAGUUGCCAUUGCCCGCACUGUCUUGAAAAACCCCCAGAUCAUCUUUUUUGAUGAGGCAACGUCAGCAUUGGACACGAAGACUGAGAGAAAUAUCCAGGCAUCCCUGGCUAAGGUGUGCGCGAACCGGACCACCAUCAUUGUGGCUCACAGACUAUCCACAGUAGUGAACGCUGACCACAUCUUAGUCCUCCGGGAGGGCCGAAUAGUAGAGCGAGGAAGGCAUGAGGAACUAUUGAAGAAGGGCGGCUUCUACACUGACAUGUGGAUGCAGCAAGGAAGUGAGGUGCCAGAUGUCCUGGAGGUGCAAAGCAAGACUGGCCCUGUGCUGAAGUCUGAGAGUGAGGGUAGUAUUGUUUCCAAAACAUCCACCAGGAAGAGCAGUGACAUAUAUGGGACAGCAGGAGGCAGUGAAAAGAGUGCUGCAACUGAGUCUGAGACCGAAGCUGAGCCUGAAACUAAGCCUGAGCCUAAGCCUAAACCUGAGGUUAAGCCUGAGGUUAAGCCUGAGGUUAAGCCUCAGCCUAAACGUAAGGACGAGGAGGAGGAGGAGGAGGAGGAGGAGGAAACCGAGACUGAAACAGAAGGCGAGUCAACCACUGCAACAUCAAAUCUAAGCACUGAAAGGACCUCUGAGUCCAAUGCGUCAUCAUAGUCAUGAAACAGAAAGAACUACUCAGUGGACCCACAGAAACAGGAAUCGCUUUUGCAGGAGAAUCUGGCCUUGAAGGCAAAGAGGGAGCAGCAACCAUCUCUGCCGUCAGUGACUGCUGACAAUAAUGGAGAAGAUGCUUACCAGAGUACACACCACGUCGUGGAGGCCAAACCUGAGAAAGGCUAGAUAGCAAACGUUCUUCUGAGUUGCUCAUGAAUCUGAUGUAUUAUCAGUGAUUAAUGACGGGGAGGCUGGGACCAUGAAUAAAUGCUUUUCCUUGCAAACAUGAGUGUGGGAAGAUGGGGAGGAGAUAUGGGGGUAUUACCAGCACUUUGUAUGCAACUGCAAGGAGAUUUUAGAGAAUGGCUGACUGUGUUCAUCAGUUGAUUUUUAAAUGUGUUUUGAUUUUCAUAAACCCUUGAGUGUUUUGAGAGCCAUCUGUGGAUCCAGUGUUU